Messenger RNA from Trichomycterus rosablanca, 645 nucleotides. Its product is annotated as keratin-associated protein 9-1-like. The coding region runs from base 1 to 645 and encodes 214 amino acids. Lineage: Eukaryota; Metazoa; Chordata; Actinopteri; Siluriformes; Trichomycteridae. The transcript has a single exon. The record is from RefSeq and is a predicted model, not a curated record.
AUGCCUCAGUGUUACCCAAGCACCAUGCCUCAGAGUUACCCCAGCACCAUGCCUCAGUGUUGCACCAUGCCUCAGUGUUACCCCAGCCCCAUGCCUCAGUGUUGCACCAUGCCUCAGUGUUACCCCAGCCCCAUGCCUCAGUGUUGCACCAUGCCUCAGUGUUACCCCAGCACCAUGCCUCAGAGUUACCCCAGCACCAUGCCUCAGUGUUGCACCAUGCCUCAGUGUUACCCCAGCACCAUGCCUCAGUGUUGCACCAUGCCUCAGUGUUACCCCAGCCCCAUGCCUCAGUGUUGCACCAUGCCUCAGUGUUGCACCAUGCCUCAGUGUUACCCAAGCACCAUGCCUCAGAGUUACCCCAGUACCAUGCCUCAGUGUUGCACCAUGCCUCAGUGUUACCCCAGCCCCAUGCCUCAGUGUUGCACCAUGCCUCAGUGUUGCACCAUGCCUCAAUGUUACCCCAUCACACGCCUCAGUGUUACCCCAUCAUACACCUCAGUGUUAUCCCAGUGUAACCCCAGCACCACGCCUCAGUGUUACCUCAGUGUUACCUCAGUGUUACCCCAGUGUUACCCUAGCACCACGCCUCUGUGUUACCCCAGUGUAACCCCAGCACCAUGCCUCAGCUGCCCACAAUCACAUUGA